GGGAGCGUUUUCCACCUACGUCAUUGUGGCGUAGUGCGUUGCGUGAGCUAGCUGUAGCAGUGUUAGCUGUGUAACGGUGAUGUUGUAAAGAGUGUCGGAGGAUUUCCAAAAUAUCGACGCAGAUCGACAUUCAUGCGAGGAUUUGUUAUUACUGCUCUGUGUUAUGUCUGUGAAGAGCCCUUCAGACCUGCUCAAUGAAAACACCUACAUCCCACCUUCACUGACCCUUGACCUCUGCUUAUCACAUGAAAGAAAGCUGGGCCUGACAGAUACUCGUGGGUCAAAUCCUUUCUCUCUAAAGAGUAAACUUAAUUACGACAGCACAACCUCCAUUCAGCUUCUCAAAGGCAUUAUGGGAGGAAUAGAUGAUGAUGAUGAUGUAUCCCUCCGACACCAGGAAGAUGAAUGGAGCAGAAAUCAGGAGAAUGAACACAGUCUUCCAGGCUCUGAGAGCAACGCCAAGUGGAUGAAGGAAGAUCAGAAUCAAAUAUGCAAGUUAGCAGAGCAACAGCAUCAGCAGCAAGACCAGAAUCUCAACCUGGUUGAAAACGAGAAUGCAUCCACAGACAGAAACCCAAACCAGAAUUCACAGCAGAGCCAUGAAGAGAAGAACAAGACCCUGAAAGCUCUCUGUUCUGACCACAGUUGGAUAGCUGAUGAACCUCUUCUGAUUUACUCUUCUAACACUCUGAUGGAGAAGAAUCAAGAAAACCAAGAGGAGACUAGAGACGAGGAAGUAGAGAGAGAGAAAGAGGAAAAUUUAAAUCCCAGUGGAGGCGAGAACACCAAUUCAUCUGAGAUUCAGAAGAUAGGAGGUGAAGGUGGCAGCCGAAAUGCUUGUUUGCUGUUCAGUAAGCACGGCAUUCCCAGCGACGAGGACUCCAGCUGCAUGUCGCUGUCACAGGGAAGCACUGCAAGCUGCACCCCAGAUGGAGAGCCAGAGUCCUACUGGGAUGGAAGUGCAUUUGAAACAGACACGGACCUGCCCGCUGGUUGGAUGCGAGUGCAGGACACAUCAGGCACCUACUACUGGCACAUUCCCACAGGUACCACGCAGUGGGAGCCACCGGGGCCCCUAGAGGAGAGACCAACAAGCACGUCGCCCGCAGUCACACCUGCUGACGAGCCACAGAUAACAUGGAGCGGUGUUUCUCAUCCAAACACAUUCAGUGAGGAAGAGCACUGGCAGAAGGAGGAUGUGGCUUCUGAUGAAAGUCUGAAGGAGUUUGAGGGAGCAACUCUACGCUAUGCCUCCAUCAAUCUCAGUUUUUCUCAGUCUGAGGAGGAAGAGGAACAGACUUAUUUCAGCAGUAAUGAGGGGGCGAAGGUAAACACACAGUGUUUUGCAGUGCGCUCUCUGGGCUGGGUGGAGAUAUCAGAAGAGGAGAUGGCUCAUGGAAGGAGCAGUGUUGCUGUUAAUAACUGUAUCCGACAGCUGUCCUACCAGAAACACAAUCUAGAUGACACAGCUGGCAUCUGGGGCGAGGGGAAGGAAAUGCUUCUGGUGCUGGAGAAUGAGACUCUGAACCUGAUCGAGCCUCACGGUCGAACGCUGCUGCACUCUCAGCCAAUCAUCAGCAUUCGUGUGUGGGGAGUUGGACGAGAUGAUGGCAGGGAGAGGGACUUUGCAUAUGUGGCACGAGACAAGUUGACUCACAUGCUCAAGUGUCAUGUAUUUCGGUGUGACACCCCUGCAAAGAACAUUGCAACAAGCCUCCAUGACAUCUGCUCAAAGAUAAUGGCCCAAAGGAAGUCAUCCAGCAGACAGAACACUGAUCCCUCAAGACUUGGGGACCUACCUUUCCAGGAGUUCCCAGUUCCCAAGAAUGAGCUGGUCCAGCGCUUCCAGGUGCGGUACUUGGGUCGUGUGCCAGUGACGAAGCCAGCUGGCAUGGAUGUGAUUAAUGUAGCAUUGGAGACUGCUCUUAACGGCAAAGACAAGGAUUGGACACCUGUGACUGUGAACGUGGCGUCCGCUACACUCACUAUUCUGACUUCUGAGACGGAGGAAGUUCUUUCUGAAUGUCGUGUGCGUUUCCUCUCAUUUAUGGGCGUCGGGAAGGAUGUGCACACGUUUGCAUUCAUAAUGGCAGAGGGAUCUGGAGACUUCAUAUGUCACAUGUUCUGGUGUGAUCCAAACGCAGCAAGUCUAAGUGAGGCUGUGCAGGCUGCCUGUAUGCUAAGGUAUCAGAAGUGUUUGGACGCUCGGCCUCCCAGCAGUGGCAGCUCUUGUCUGCCCGGCCCGCCUGCCGAUUCUGUGGCCCGCAGGGUCGGAUCCAGUGUGAAGAAGGGUGUUCAGAGUCUGCUGGGUAGCUUCAAGAGAUCUGGAUCUCAAACACCCUAAAAAGGAAAAUACUUCCUCCGCAGUGCUCACUGCAAAUAUGUGUUUGCCCUGUGUGUGUUUGUGUUUUUAUGGGCCUAAAAUUAGAGGGUCCUUCACACCACUUCAACUGUCCUCCUGCAGUUAUCGUGCAAUAAGAGCGAGAGGACACACAAGUUACUUUGUCAGAUAUUCCAACGUUACACAUUACACUUUCAUUUGCCUUUUUUCUGUGUUUGUUUACAUUCGCAGAUGUACUGUAGAGGUGAUUUAGUACUACUGGGUUUGAAUGUGAUUUACCAAGAUUGGAUCUUCAGUGUAAUCUAUGUUAUUCGGACUACACUCUCUAAUGACACUAAACAUUACGCAUGCUAUCAAAAAACGCUAAAAUGAGCUUAUGUACUAUGCAAUGUGCUUUUUUUUUUAUUUGUUCUUCCUUCUCUGGCUUUGCAUUGUGACACAUACUGUGCUAGCUUUGACUGCUUAUCUUUUCUUCUGAAGAAUUGAUCACUCUUUCCCAAACUCAGCAUAGAGGCUGAACCGUCACUGAUAUCAGUAGCAAGCCCAGAGUUUGUAACAUCUGUGCGCUUUUUACCCUGAAAACACACCGUCACUGUCAUGUUCCAAACCUGCUUGCAUUCCAAAAGUCUGUUUUUGGCUCCACUGUUUUGACUAUAUGAAAAAAGGUGCAGUUCCAUAUAUAUUCAACUUGCCUUGCUUACUGCAAGUCACAGAGCAUUUUAAUUUCUUCCAUUAUAUUUUUCCAUUAUAAAACUAAUUUGAUUUUCAUUAAAAAUGAACUGAUAUUACACAUUACUACUUUAUUCAUUUGUAAAAUAGCAUAAACAUAUCCUAGUCUUCCAAAGCAGAUUUGCUCAUUAAGAAAGCCUCGGUUUAAAUGAGCACUUUUUUUGAUUAUCUUUAUUUCUUUUACAUUUUUGUGCACGUGUUUUGAUAUGUUGGAUGUCUCUUCUGGAUGAAAAAAAAUAAUUUUUGAUCAUGAUCAAAAACAUUCAAUUUUAACAUCAGCAUAGUGUGUUUAACAAAGAAUGUGACACACGCUGGUUCUCUAGAGGGUGCUCUGAAUUUGUUCCUGUCCAGUUUGUACACACUGGUGUCACUGAAAAGUUUUUUUGUGUGUGAGUGUGUGCAUCCCUCUUUUAAAUUAUACAUUAGUCAACUGAUUAUCUGCACAUAAUCACACAUUCUGUAUUUGGGGAAAAAUGUAUCUUAAAUGCUUUGCAACAAUGGAUGUCUUGCUGUAUAUAUAUAUAUAUUUUCUUUCAAAUACACAUUGUAACAUAUUACCAUGUCUUUUAACUUUUAACAAUGUUAAAUUCAUAAAUAUCAUGUUCUUUGAUUAUUCCAGUUAAUUUACAUACUGAAUGUAACACUAAUAGGCCAGACAGCUACAUUUUUCAUUUGUUUUUCUGUCCCAUUUUUAUGUCUAAUUACACUUGUCGUUAAAGGGAUUUUUUUUAAUACACUUGAUUUUUGUUUUGUCUUGUGCACCUGAAUGCUUCAUCUUGGCCAUGUUUACUAUAAUACUUUGUGUUUAUGUCUAGAUAAUGUAAUGUGAUGCUUAAAAUGCAGUUACUGUUGGUAACACUCUAGAAAAUCUUUAUUGAAGAAUAAGCAUUCAUGUAAAUAUUCUGCAUUACAUCAAGAAAUGGUAGCAAAGAAAAUGAUUUUUUUUUCCAAUUAAAUACCACAAGGGUACUUUAUGUUUGUGUGCCAAAAAGCACAGCUAUAAAAUCACUAGUUUGAAAUGUUACUUGCAUAUGCAUAAAUAUUUGCUGAUUGGUAAAAUGGUAGAAAUGCUUCAAGUAUAUUUGCUUUUCAAAAUAAGGCAAAAUUUUAGCUUUGAUAUUCUGAAAAUUUAAGGUUCACUCCUAUAAACGUUACCACUUAUGUAGGACGUUUUUGCCAUCACAUUUUUUUAAGGAGAGUUGAGAAGUUAUUAAAAUGUAAAUUGGAUGUUAUAUAGAUGCAUAUAAUGUGACUUGAUGGAAUAAAAUGUUCAAAAUGCA
Molecule: messenger RNA, 4350 nt
Organism: Cyprinus carpio (common carp)
Lineage: Eukaryota; Metazoa; Chordata; Actinopteri; Cypriniformes; Cyprinidae
Product: amyloid-beta A4 precursor protein-binding family B member 1-like
Exons: 15
Coding region: 164-2344 (726 amino acids)
Biological process (GO): regulation of DNA-templated transcription
Cellular component (GO): nucleus; cytoplasm
Molecular function (GO): amyloid-beta binding; transcription factor binding
Source: RefSeq, a predicted model, not a curated record